AUGUCAACAAGUGGGCAUACAGUGCAGCAACAACAACAGUUGCAACAAGAUCUACAAAAUGAAUUAACGUCUACAAAUCAACUUUUAAGGUUAAUAUCCAUUGAAUUACAAAAAAUUAAGCAUUUUACUGCUAGUGGCGGAGAGUUAGAAAGCAAUAUUUUGAAGAACGCAUCCCUCAUUGAAAAUUUAGCACGUUUACAACACGUUGACUUGCAAAACUUACCUUCAGUUGCGAGAAGCCGUUACGAAGAGGGAAAUGGCAAUAUGUCACCAUAA
Molecule: messenger RNA, 276 nt
Organism: Parnassius apollo (apollo)
Lineage: Eukaryota; Metazoa; Arthropoda; Insecta; Lepidoptera; Papilionidae
Source: the annotation of a GenBank genome assembly